UGCCUUCCAGGUCCUCUGGCUGCUUGCGCUUCUUGCUUCUCGCCAUGCCCGAGCCGGCCAAGUCUGCUCCGGCUCCCAAGAAAGGCUCUAAGAAAGCCGUCACCAAGGCCCAGAAGAAGGAUGGCAAGAAGCGGAAGCGCAGCCGCAAGGAGAGCUACUCCAUCUACGUGUACAAGGUGCUGAAGCAGGUCCACCCCGACACCGGCAUCUCCUCCAAGGCCAUGGGCAUCAUGAACUCCUUCGUCAACGACAUCUUUGAGCGCAUCGCCGGCGAAGCGUCUCGCCUGGCGCAUUACAACAAGCGCUCCACCAUCACUUCUCGGGAGAUCCAGACGGCAGUGCGCCUGCUGCUGCCCGGCGAGCUGGCCAAACACGCAGUGUCCGAGGGUACCAAGGCCGUCACCAAGUACACCAGUUCCAAGUGAGUCCCCUCUUGGGACGCGCUUGCUUCUAAAGGCUCUUUUCAGAGCCACCCCACCUUCUCAGUGAAAGAAGCUGCCCUAAAUAUCGUUUUUUGCCUUGUGGCAAAAGAAAUUUUACCGUUAUCCCUCCGUGAAAUAGUUGGUUAGUUGUGGAGGAAUUUCAGUGUGGGUUUUUUCAAUCAGUGUGGAAAGUUAUUGUGGAAUAUGUUCUUGAAACUUCUUUCCUUGACCUUGUGUCUUAAAUUGUGCCAACCUAGUGAAAUGCUCUUGACAAGCCUGCCUACGCAAGGCUGCUGAGGUGUGUACCACAAAAGUAAUUUCAAUUUCUAUGUAUAGUAAGAUUCUUUGAGUAUGUGUUUUGUUGACAAGCACAUACUUAACUCCAUUUAGGAGGAGGUUCCCUAGUGAGGAAGAUGAAAGCUUGAUUUUGACAACUAGGAAGUAACUGGAAAUGUUAGUGACAUCUUUCUCUCUUGAUAUCCUGUAAAACCUAUCUCAUACAGUUACAUCUAUGAUGAUAGUGUUUUCCCCAACUACCACUUUGAAAAGUUUUUGGAGCGAAAGGUUAAUUCUAUGUAAUGGCAACAAAAUAUGCUAGAUUUCACAAUUGAGAGUUUGGAACACUUGAAGAGAAAGGUCAAAUAUUGUGCAAAGGAAGUUGGUUGGUUUGACAGUUUAUUCUAGUCCUUUGAGAACCCUUGAACUAUUUUAGGCCUGGAAUGAAAUAAUAGAAUUUAGCCUUUAAAAAAAAAAAAAAAAAAAAAAAAAAAAAAAAAAAAAAGCUGGUUACUUUGGAGAUUAUUGGUUGAUCAUAGUAGAAGAAGGAAGCAAGUUAGGAACUUGUUGAUGUGUUUGGGACUAGAGAAGUCUGGUUUCCUGACGAACGGCAUCAGCAUUAUUAAAAGUGAACAUUC
Sciurus carolinensis (gray squirrel) is the source of this 1336-nucleotide messenger RNA. RefSeq names its product histone H2B type 2-E. The transcript has a single exon. NCBI's taxonomy places the organism in Eukaryota, Metazoa, Chordata, Mammalia, Rodentia, Sciuridae. Gene Ontology annotation, cellular component: nucleosome. Gene Ontology annotation, molecular function: structural constituent of chromatin; DNA binding; protein heterodimerization activity. The record is from RefSeq and is a predicted model, not a curated record. Bases 45 to 425 code for a protein of 126 amino acids.